Tympanuchus pallidicinctus (lesser prairie-chicken) is the source of this 3534-nucleotide messenger RNA. It is a transcript of the gene NME7, whose product is annotated as NME/NM23 family member 7. Gene Ontology annotation, biological process: CTP biosynthetic process; GTP biosynthetic process; UTP biosynthetic process. The record is from RefSeq and is a predicted model, not a curated record. Gene Ontology annotation, molecular function: nucleoside diphosphate kinase activity; ATP binding. Bases 135 to 1178 code for a protein of 347 amino acids. Gene Ontology annotation, cellular component: centrosome. NCBI's taxonomy places the organism in Eukaryota, Metazoa, Chordata, Aves, Galliformes, Phasianidae. The transcript has 11 exons.
AAAAAAAAGUUUUUUUUUUUUUUUUUUAAACUCUUCCUGAAAAAGAUGCAAAACCUUCCCUUGAGAACAGCUUUCUUAAUAGUUGUGAAGACUUGCUUUUGUGGCCCAGAAACCAAGGCUGCAUUUCACUGCAGAUGACCACCCUGAUUUUUUUCCUCUGCGGAAGUCAAGAUGACAGAUAUGCUUUCACUGCUGAGUGGUAUGACCCAAAUGCUUCACUCUUUCGGCGUUAUGAGCUUCUGUAUUAUCCAAAAGAUGGAUCAGUUGAAAUGUAUGAUGUGAAGAACCAUCGUACCUUUUUAAAGCGCACCAAGUAUGAGAGCUUACACCUUGAGGAUCUGUUUGUGGGCAACAAAAUUACUGUGUUUUCUCGUCAUCUUUCCUUAGUGGACUAUGGAGAUCAAUAUACAGCACGCAAGCUAGGGAGCCGCAAAGAAAGAACAUUGGCUUUGAUUAAACCUGAUGCAACACCAAAGAUUGGAGAACUAGUAGAUAUCAUUAUUAAUGCAGGUUUUACAAUAACUAAGGCCAAAAUGAUGGUGCUUUCAAGAAAAGAAGCAGUUGAUUUCUACGUAGACCAUCAAUCAAAACCUUUUUAUAAUGAGCUUCUCCAGUUUAUAACAAGUGGUCCUGUUGUUGCUAUGGAAAUCUUACGGGAUGAUGCAGUUUGUAAAUGGAAAACAUUACUGGGGCCUGCAAAUUCUGCAGUGGCUCGUACUGAUGAACCAGACAGCAUUAGAGCGAACUUUGGACAUGAUGGCAUAAGAAAUGCAGCUCAUGGCCCAGAUUCAGUUGCCUCAGCUGCUCGGGAGCUGGAGUUGUUCUUUCCCUCCAGUGGAGGCCAUGGACCAGCCAACAGUGCAAAAUUCACAAACUCUACUUGUUGCAUUAUUAAGCCUCAUGCAGUUAAUGAAGGACUAGCUGGAAAGAUUAUAAAAGCCAUCAUCAAUGAAGGAUUUCAGAUCUCGGCUUUGCAGAUGUUCAACAUGGAGCGUGCAAAUGUGGAAGAAUUUUAUGAGAUUUACAAAGGUGUUGUUGCUGAAUAUAUGGAGAUGGUUACAGAGUUGUGUUCAGGCCCUUGCAUAGCAAUGGAGAUUAUACAGCCUGAACUUCCAAAAGUGUUCAGAGACUUUUGUGGUCCUUCUGAUCCUGUAAGUACUUGCUUGAGUAUGAAUUGAAAUCUAUGUGAACUGAAAUAUUACAGUGUGGUAUGACUGCCAUAUACCUGCUGCAUUUCCUCAAAACAUGGGAGCGUCACAUUAUUAUGGAAGUGAAAUGCUAGACUUCAGAUCAGUUUGCAAAUUCUCUAGUGAUUUCUUCAGUCUUACCUAAACCAGAUGAUAAAAUACUAUGAUGAUAUUUAUGUGAAAAUAAAGUUAUCCAUAAAUCACGGUUAGAGAUGUGUAAGUAUUCUAGCACAAGUCUUGAAAGCUGGAACAAACGGUUAUUAUUGUUGUAUGCCAGUGUAAAUCAGUUGUUAGUGCACUGCAGUCUGUAGCAUUGUUCUAAGACAAAACUACAAAAGAAGAAACAGUUUCUGUGGCUUUUGUAAGGAAACAAAAAAAUGCAAAUCUUACUGUAGCUGUUUGUUAUGCUAAUCGUUCCAGCUUUUAUUUUUAAUUUCUUGAGGUAUGUAAUUGGAUAUGCAUGAUACUGUAAGCAGUCUGGAGAUGAGCAUAAAACAAGCAUAAACGCUGUCUCAAAGGGUUUGCCAUUUUUUGUUAAAUAGCAAAUGCUAACGUACCACACAGAAGCCACAAGCAGAAAUAUCAAGAUGGAGGCAAUGAAAUUAGAUAUUAUAAUUAUAAAUAGAUAUCAUCAUUUCAUGUUUUAGUUGCAGGCUGGGUGAGUUUAACAGUUUCCAUAUGGGAGGGGGGGGGGAAUCAUGAAGAUUUUUACUGGUACUGUAAUUUGAUAUAUUUCUCUUCAGAUCUGGAGAAGUAUAAGCUAAAGGCAUUGUCCAAACCUGUCUUCCCCUUCUGUUUGAUCACACUGAAUGUUACAAAUGUUCCUCUGUUCAGUUAGCAUCUUGUAAACAGAGUAUAACCUGCAACUUUUGGACACCAUCUUCACAGCAGUUGCACUAAUGUAUGUUUGGAAGAUAGGCAGCUGUGUUUAGUAUUUCUGUAUGCUGUUUUCUAUCAGAAUUUCAAGCUAAUUGACUCUUCAAGCAUGUAAAGUGCAUGUGCAGUGACUGUGCCUGUUUUCAAGAGUGAUCUUUGCCUGAAAUGUGUGUCUCUUCAGACUGUGUUACUGGCUUGUCUUUGAGGAAGAAGUGACUGAGUAUUUCAGUGGCCUUCUGUCAUUCAUAACCUGUGUAGUCAGUGAAACUCCCCAAUGAACUUACAGUGAAAAUAUCUGUCUCAAAUAAAGGUAUCAGAAGCCACAUUGGAGUUGCAUUAUGAAGCAAGGUUAUCAUAGAAUCAUAAAAUCACCGAGGUUGAAAAAGACCGUGAUGGAGGGACCUUUAAGAUACAGUGCACUUGAUGUUCUAGUGGUUAAAGUAAAUGUAAGUGUCAUGCAAAUAAUGUAUUGUGACUAGGAGAUCUGGAUCUAUCUGUAUUUUUUUUCACCUGUUUAUAUAUGCUAAGUCCUGGUGUGUGUACAACCUAUUUAGAAAUACAAGUGAAGAAAAGUUUGUAGCUAUAGUACAGAAUGUAUCUGAGUCAUUCUGGCUCCUGUUAAGUAUUUUCCAUUUAGUAGUAUUGAGAUCACAGUGAUUACUUUCAAAGCAAAGUCCUGUUUAAAGUUAGUAAAGGAACUGGAAUUUGACUUACGUAAUGAAUUGCUCUCAGUCACGUGUGCUGUGAAUUAUAUCUCAGCUACGUAGCAAAUGUAAUAACCACUCUGUGGCAAGUCAUGUGUUGCAAUUGGAUCUGAUUGUCAGCAGCACUCUAAGUCUGUUCUUGGUUUUGCAGGGAGAUGGCUGGGACACGCUUCUUUUAUAAAAGGCAUCCAAAGAGAUGUGAUCCAUAUUUUGCUAAAUCAAAGCAAGAUGUUGAUUAGAAAUAAAUUCAGUUUUUUGUCCAAGUCUCUCAUUAAGGCUGAAAAAAGAAUCAGAGUUGUUCCGUUUUGAGCACUAGACUUUAAUAAGCUAGCAAUUUAUACCAAGUGUACAAUGCUAAAAAUGAAGUGGAACUUUGUGCUAUUUUCUACAACUGGGUAAUAUUUUGUUAGCACCGCAGGUCAGUAAGGCUCUCUGCCAAAAAUAUCCUUCGUUAUAAUACAGCUUUUAAAUUCUUUAUUAAAACGUCUUGGGUGGUAUUAGGGGAAGGCUGCUAACCAAAAACCUGUUCUGAGCUUCUUUGUAGGAGAAUAUGAAUAACCUAAGAAAUCUGGAAAGUUGGGUAAAGAUAUUUGUCUGUAAUGAGCUGUGCUAGCUGUUCUUACUCUCGAAAUUACUGUCCCUGACUUGAUUGAGCGGAUCGGUGUCACAGUUCGUGGUCUUGGUGUGUGUAUGUGUGUGUGUCCCUGUUGGAUAGUGAAUGGACAAUGAGAAAUGUUUUUCUGCAGAUCCUGCUGCUUCCUGUAUUC